GGCGGGGGGAAUAAAAAUGUACUGCACCAGCGCCACAUUCAUUUAGUUGAAUAGCUUGAGCGGAUCUAUUGCUAUUCAAUGCCAACAUUAAUAUUAACUGACCGGAUAGGCUAUUUAUUUUUAUAUGUUCAUAUGAAUACAGCAAUAUGAAGAAUCUGGUACUGCUCUUUUCCUUCGCAUUAUUUGUGGACGGUGCGCUCGGCAAUACGAAAAAGGUGUCAGUGAAGGAGGGAGAUUGUCUCACUCUACACACUGAUAUCACUGAAAUACAACGAAUAUUUUUGUUGAUGUGGAUGUAUGGAUCUCAAAACACUAUUGUUGCUAAAAUUGAUGGGAAAACUCAGGCAGUCUCGUUAUACGAUGUUGAUGAUGGGAGGUUUGAAGACAGACUGCAGUUGGACAAUAAGACUGGAUCUCUGAACAUCAGGGACAUCAGAACCAAACACUCUGGAGAUUAUCAUCUGAAGAUCAUCAGCAACGAGACCUUCCUCCAGACAUUCAGUGUUACUGUCCAUGAUGUGAUUUUUGCAGGAUUAGAAAACAAGAAAGAAGGAGAUUCUGUUACUCUACACACUGGUGUUACUGAUUCACAGAAACAUGAUCUAAUACGGUGGACAUUUGGACCUACGAAUCCAGACAGCCUUAUAGCUGAAAUGAACAUGAAGAUUCAUGAGAUCACAUUUAGUUUGGAUGAUAUAUACAGAGAAAGACUACAUCUCGAAAAUCAGACGGGAUCUCUUACCAUCAGAGACGUCAGAACCGCAGACGCUGGAGUUUAUCAGCUACAGAUCUCCAACAGUAAAGAGACGUUAUACAAGAGAUUCAACGUUUUUGUCGCUGUUCCAGAUCCAGGUCUGUCUGCUGGUUAUAUUGUGCUGAUUUGUCUUUGUGUCCUGCUGUUAGUGGCUGCAGCUCUGGGUGUGAUGUGCUACAUGUUAAAAUACUCUAAAAAACGGAAAGAAAAGAAGAACGUGUCAGUGAUGGAGGGAAAUUCUUUCACACUAAAAACCGGUUCAGCCGAGAUCCAGAGAGACGAUGAAGUGGUCUGGAUGUUUGGACCUCAAGAAUUGGCUAUUGCAAAAAUCCACAAAAAUGCCAGUAAAAUCUCAUACACCGAUGAUGAGCAAUUCAGAGACAAACUGCAGCUGGACCAUCAGACUGGAGAUCUGACCAUCAGCGACAUCAGGAUCUCAAUCUCUGGAGAUUAUCAAAUGAAGAUCACUGGCAGGAAAACGACAAAAAUGAAGAGAUUCAAAGUUAUUGUGCGAGAGGACACACGGAAAUUCACAGAAGGAGAAUCUGUCCAUCUGCAGACCGGUGUUACUGAACUACAGAAAGAUGUUGAGAUACUUUGGAAUUUUGACCCUAAAAAUGUCCUUAUCGCCAAAAUCGAUGGACAGACCAAUAGCACUGUCUAUGAUGUUGGUGAUGAUGGAUUCAGUGACAGAUUGGAGCUGAAUGUUCGAACUGGAGAUCUCACCAUCACAAGCACCAGAAGCACCGACUCUGGAGUUUACGAACUGCAGAUCAAGAGCAGAAAUAAAGUCUCAUACAAGAAAUUCAACAUUCUUGUUUGGCUGCAUACGCUGAAAUAUACAGUUGGAGAUUCUGUUACUCUACAAAGUGAUGUUAGUGAGCUGAAGAAUGAAGGCAGGAUACUGUGGAAGUUUAGCGAUAAAGACACUUUCAUAGCUGAACUCAACCGAGCCACCAAUCAGACCAAAUUAUAUGAAGGUCCUGAUGGGAGAUUUAGAGACCGACUGCAGUUAAACCAACGAACUGGAGAUCUGACCAUCAGGAACAUCAGCAGAGCUCAUUCAGACGUUUAUACACUUCAAAUCACCAGAGGCAAAAAGAGCACAUGCAAGAGAUUCAUGGUUAUUGCCCACGAGAAGACUGAGUCUGGAACGGAGGGAGGUUCGGUCACUCUACACAAUGAUAAUGAAAUACAAAAAGAUGAUCUGGUGAUAUGGACAUUUGGACCUGAAGACCGUCUCAUCGCUAGAUGUGAAAUAAAUAAAGCAAGUUUCUGUACAUAUGAUGGCGCUGAAGGGAAAUUCAGAAACAAAUUGAACCUGGAUCAUCAAACUGUAUCUCUGACCAUCACAAACAGCACAACUGAACACACUGGAGUUUAUAAACUUCUGAUCAUCAGCAGCCGAGAGACCAAAUACAAGAGAUUCAAAGUUACAAUCCACGGGAGUGAAAGAAGUCCAGAUGGGGGGCCUGAGCAGGAGGGGACCCCCUUAAUGCAAUUAUAAAAAACAUAACACUAAUAGUAACUGUGAAUUCAGACAGUAUUACACAUUUUUAUAUGACAUUACAUACCCAAUGAGAGUGAAUUUUUUAUUAACUAUUUAACUUUUUUUUAAAAAGUGAUUAUAUAACAGUACUUGGUUCAACUUGUAUGUAUUUUGUUACGCACAAAUUUACUUGGAUCAGUUUGUUAGUAAAUUAACUUUAUACCGUUGUAUAUGGAAGUACUGUUGUUAUUUGUCACUGUGUCCUUUAUAAGAGAACACUAUAUUUAGUAUUGGCUGAAUGAGCUUGCUUGGGAUUUUUUUCCUGCCUGUUCUCUUUAAAUCAUCUUGGUUUUUGUAUUCCACUACUUUUAUUGUAUUGUGCCUUGGAAUAAUUGCUUUUGAUUGUUGUAUUCUCAUCUGUAAGUCAUUUGGAUAAAAUGAUCUGCUCAAUGAAUACAUGGUCAUAAACAGAUAUACUGCUGCUGGUAUUAGUAUCUGAUCAUGUGUGUCCUCUAGUGGACAAACACUUAUUUAGCUUAAAAGUUGUUUGCAAGUUAUGCAUAACAGAUUUUAAUGUACUGUCAUGAUCACCACUGCACUAUAUUUCCCACAAUCCCUCCUGACUCUUAUCUGCAUGCACUCCAUCAUAUAUUGUAACGAUCAAACUAAUAGCCAGAUGGAAUAUGGACUGAAGAACAGACUAAUGUUCACAAUUAUUUUUAUGACCCAGAGCAUGAUUGUGGUCAGUGUAUUUAUUUUUUUAUUUUUUUCCCCAACUUAUUUCACACUCUGUAUUUUUCUCUCUCACUCACGUGGUCAGUUUCUUUCUAGAACUUUGUGUUUUGAAGCAGAAACACCCACAACCAUGAUGAGAUUAAUGUUUCUAACAUUGUAAAAUGUUAUAAUGUACUUUCUCUGAACAUUUCAUUUACUAAUACAAUUCUGAAUUUAUAAAUAUAUUACAAAAGAGUCUGCUAAAUAAAUGAAUUAACUGAUUUAAAUCUCAA
Onychostoma macrolepis is the source of this 3250-nucleotide messenger RNA. RefSeq lists its product as uncharacterized. Lineage: Eukaryota; Metazoa; Chordata; Actinopteri; Cypriniformes; Cyprinidae. The record is from RefSeq and is a predicted model, not a curated record. Bases 147 to 2261 code for a protein of 704 amino acids. The transcript has 9 exons.